Python bivittatus (Burmese python) is the source of this 8212-nucleotide messenger RNA. RefSeq names its product stabilin 2 (gene STAB2). The record is from RefSeq and is a predicted model, not a curated record. Gene Ontology annotation, biological process: cell adhesion. Lineage: Eukaryota; Metazoa; Chordata; Lepidosauria; Squamata; Pythonidae. Gene Ontology annotation, molecular function: calcium ion binding; hyaluronic acid binding; low-density lipoprotein particle receptor activity.
UGUAUGUAGUUUGAAUGGCACUGUGCUGAUCUGGAAGAACUGAGCAGAAGGGCAUCUUGGAAUGGUCUGUGGCUGUAAUGUUAGAGUUCAUUGGCAGCCAUUUCUUCAUCAUGAGAGAGCAAUUGCCAGUUGCCAUACUCCUAUCAUUGGUGAUUACAAAUGCCAUCAGUCUCAUGGAAAAUGCUCAACAGGAAAAACAUAGAUGUGACGAGGAUACAAUUAUUACCACAAAAACCAAAUGUGGAGCUUGUUCUGUUAAUGAUAAAAUCCAGUGUCCUGAAGGUUAUACCAAAAUUACCAAUGGCGUUGGGAGACGUGGCUGCAGAUACUACGUUGAAAUCAGUUCUUUAUCUCUGUCUUUCCAUGGAUGUCGACAUACCUGUAUGGGAACGUUCCAGCAGCCACAGUGUUGCCCAGGAUACUGGGGACAAGACUGCCUAGAAUGUCCAGGUGGAGCAACAUCACCUUGCAAUAAUAGAGGACAUUGUUUUCAGGGUAUUUGGGGGAAUGGAACAUGCUCCUGCCAGAACACAUUUGGUGGAACUGCCUGUGAAAAGUGUGCAGAAGACAAUCUUUUUGGACCUAACUGUACUUCAGCAUGCAGCUGCAUUCAUGGAAUAUGCAACAGUGGGGUAACUGGUGAUGGUCAAUGCCUGUGUCUGUCUGGAUACAAAGGUCCUCGCUGUGAUCAACCAAUACCAGAAUGCAAAGCCUUAGAGUGCCCAGAAAAUUCCAGAUGUUCUGUAUCAAGUGUGGACAAAAACCAACUGGAAUGCAAAUGCCUUCCCAAUUACGAAGGCGAUGGCAAGCAAUGUAAACCUAUCAAUCCAUGCUCCAAAAUGGUUUGUGAUCCUCAUGCUGACUGCCUAUAUCUUGGACCCAAUCAUCAUAACUGUACGUGCCAAUAUGGAUAUAAAGGCGAUGGCCAAGUAUGCGUACCAAUAAAUCCUUGCCAAACAAAAUAUGGUAACUGCCCUACAGACUCCACAGUCUGUAAAUAUGAUGGCCCUGGAAAGUCUCACUGUGAAUGCAAAGAACAUUUCAGCAACUUCGUACCUGGCCAAGGAUGUAGUAUGAAAGAUAUCUGUGCAACCAACAAUCCCUGCCAUAAAGAUGCCGUAUGUUCAAUCACUGCACCAGGGCAAACUCUGUGUAUGUGCCAAAAGGGCUAUGUAGGUGAUGGAUUUAUUUGCUAUGGAAACAUCAUGGAUCAGAUUAGAAAGAUGAAUGCCGAACCUGGAGGAUAUUGGCAAGGAAAUCUGAUAUUUGCUAUAGAACUUUUUGAAAGUGCCUAUGAAUGGCCACUCACUAGUUUGGGACCAUUUACAGUUCUUGUUCCAACAAAUAAAGGAUUCGACGGAAUUAAUAUUAAAGAACUUCUUUCUGAUAAAGAGAGUGCACAAUAUUUCGUGAAGCUUCAUAUAUUUGCUGGACAACUCAGCUUGAAUGAGCAGAAUGAUACAAGAACAGUUUAUACUUUGGCGGGCAAGCCAGCAGAUAUAUUCAACGAUGAAAUGGAAAAUUUACUAAGAAUUAGAAUUCAGGGAGGUAAGAAGAAGGGGAAAAUCCUACAAGGGGAUAUUGUUGCUUCAAAUGGAAUCAUUCAUAUUAUCGACACAGCCCUGGACAAUAUGGAACCCACGUUUAAAGGUGAUAAAGAGAGAUCUGUAAUGGCAGUGCUUCAAGACAAACCAAGAUACUCCAGAUUUAGAUCCAUGGUAGAGAACACUGUCCUGGGAACAAUGUUGGAUAAACAUCCUGGCCCUAAUACAGUUUUCAUUCCAACCAAUGAUGCUUUGGAAAACUUGAAAGAGGGCACUCUGGACUACUUGUUGUCAAGUGAGGGUUCACGAAAGCUUCGCGAACUGGUUCAAAAUCACAUUGUUUCUCACACACAGUUGGAGGUUGCCAGCCUAAUCUCUAUAGUGCACAUCAAAACUAUGGCUCAACAGUUCAUCUAUUUCAACGUCACUGAAAAUGGACAAGUCCUGGUCAAUGGCAAGAAAAUAGAAGAAGCUGACAUUGCUGCAAAAAAUGGCAGAAUUUACACUGUUUCUGGUGUACUUAUACCUCCCUCUAUAAUUCCAAUUGUGCCACAAAGAUGCAAUAACGAGAAAUUUGAACUUAAGUUGGGAACUUGUGGAAAAUGUCGUACAGUCCAUAGAAACAGUUGUCCAGAAAAUUCACUACCUGUUGCUUUGUUAAACAGAAAAUGCAUCUACCAAGAUCGUUACCUGCUGAAAUAUGGGUGUGCUCAGUACUGUAAUGUGGCAAAAAAGGAGCCUGAGUGUUGCAAAGGUUUCUUUGGCCCUGAAUGCAAUCAGUGUCCUGGUGGCUUUUUGAACCCCUGCUCUGGAAACGGUCAGUGUAUGGAUGGGAUGAAAGGCAAUGGCACUUGUAUUUGCAAGAGCGGAUUUGAAGGGUCGCAGUGCCAGUUUUGUGCAGAUCCCAAUAAAUAUGGACCACAAUGUGACAAAGAAUGUACAUGUGUUUAUGGAAAAUGUGACAACCAGCUAGACGGUGACGGGAGCUGCCUUCCUGGUUCAUGUAAAAGUGGCUAUGCUGGAAAAGCCUGUGAUGCACAGGUGUUUCCAUGUGGGCCUUUUCUUCAGUUCUGCGAUUCCCACGCUGAUUGCAUCUUUAGCAAUGGUACCAUGCGCUGUGCUUGUAAACCCGGCUAUGAAGGUGAUGGAAUAAUUUGCAGUGAAAUUGAUCCUUGUGCUCAUAUAAAUCCACACAGUUGUAAUGCUAAUGCAGAAUGCAUCAAGACUGGUCCUGGAACUCAUGAAUGUGUGUGCCAGCCAGGAUGGACAGGAAAUGGAAGAGACUGUUCAGAAAUCAACAAUUGCCUGCUGUCAAAUUUUGGAGGGUGUCACACUAAUGCUACUUGCCUAUACAUAGGUCCAGGCCAAAAUGAUUGUGAAUGUAAAGAAGGGUUUCGGGGCAAUGGAUAUGAAUGUGAACCAAUAAACUACUGUUGGGAACAAAAUUGGAAAUGCCAUCCUUUGGCAGUUUGUCAGCUCACAACUUCUGGAGUCUGGAAAUGUGUGUGUUCAAAGGGCUAUGAGGGAGAUGGCAGUAUAUGCUAUGGCAACGUUAUGGAUGAAUUGUCUUCUCUGUCAGCUGGCUUUAAUGAGUGGAUUAAUACAGCUGCAAUAAGAACUCUGCUGACAGACAUGAACAAUAUAACCAUCCUUGCACCUUCCCACCAAGCAAUUCAAAACAUGGAUCAAGAUACAGUUGCUUUUUGGACAUCCAAAAACAACAUUCUGCUCAUAACCAAGCAUCACAUAUUAAAUGGAACAUACACAAUCGAGGAUCUCCGAAAGCUGUCACAGUCUGAUGGAUUUGCAACAACUUUGCAGGACAACUUCCUAUCAUUGUCAAAAAGGAAUGGGAAUCUUUCAAUUGAUGGAGCCAACAUAGUAACUGGUGAUAUUGCAGCUACAAAUGGGAUUAUACAUAUAAUUGAUAAGGUUCUGGCACCCCUCAGAGGAGUGAGUAGCACGUUGCCAAAACUGCUUCUUCGCUUGGAACAGAUGCCAGAUUACUCCAUUUUCAGGAGCUAUGUUAUUCACUACAACCUGGCAAAUGAAAUAGAAGCAGCGAGUACUUACUCUGUUUUCGCUCCAAGCAAUAACGCCAUUGAAAGUUAUCUGAAGAAUAAACAGGCAGUAUCUCUCGAUGAAGAUCAGAUCCGGUAUCAUAUUAUCCUGGGAGAGAAGCUCUUGAAAAAUGACCUGCAUGAUGGGAUGUUCAGGGAAACCAUGCUUGGAUUGUCCUUCAGAGUAGGAUUCUUCAUUCAUGAGGCUCAGCUCUACAUAAAUGAGGCACCUAUAAAUUACCCAAAUGUUGCAACAGAUAAAGGAAUAAUCCAUGGACUGGGAAGAGUAAUGGAAAUUGUAAAGAACAGAUGUGAUAUUAAUGAUACUGUGAUUAUAAAUGGAAAGUGUGUGCCCUGCUCAUAUAUAUCUAACUGCCCUGCUGGAAGUACACAAAUUCCAGGCAAGAAGGGGAUCUGCUAUUAUUUCUACUUCUAUGGGAAAAGCCUGCGUGUUGGAUGCCAGUCAAAAUGUGCUAAAACUAUAAUUACCAAAGAAUGUUGUGCAGGUUUUUAUGGCCCACAGUGUGAGCCUUGUCCAGGAUUAUCCGGAAAUACAUGUUUUGGCAAUGGAAUUUGCUUGGAUGGCAUCAAUAGCACCGGGUCUUGCGCGUGUGAAGCGGGAUUCCAGGGAGUGGCCUGUGAUCGAUGUAUUGAAGGCAAAUAUGGCAACAGCUGUGAUCAAGAAUGUGCCUGCAUCCAUGGGAAAUGCAACAGUGGUAUUAAAGGAGACGGCACCUGUGAAUGUGAUGUGGGUUGGAGAGGUGUCAAAUGUGACAGCGCAAUCAGAGAUGAUAAGUGCAACAAUACCUGCCACACCAGUGCCAACUGUUUUCUCAAUCCUGUUGGUCCAGCAUAUUGCAAGUGUGCAGCUGGGUUUAGAGGGAACGGUACAUAUUGUACAGCUAUUAAUGCGUGUGAGAACAACAAUGGAGGUUGCUCUGCCAGAGCAGAAUGCAGACGUACCACUCCAGGAAACCGAGUGUGUGUUUGCAGAACAGGCUACUCUGGCGAUGGAAUUGCCUGCUUUGAAAUCAACCCCUGCUUGGAGAAGAAUGGAGGAUGUGAUAAAAAUGCAGAAUGCACUCACACUGGCCCCAACAAGGCAGCGUGUAACUGUUUAAAUGGCUAUUCUGGAGAUGGGAAAAUAUGCACAUACAUCAGUCCUUGUACAUUGAAUAACGGUGGAUGUGGAGAAAAUGCCAUUUGCAAUGAUACUUUGCAGUCAGAAAGGACCUGCACCUGUAAACCCAACUACAUUGGAGAUGGGUUUACUUGCAGAGGCAGCAUCUUCAUGGAACUUUCAAAGAAUUUCAAUACUACUCGGUUUAAUGGGCAGCUAAUGGAUGCUGGGAUCAGAGAUAUCUCAGGAGCAGGGCCUUUCACUGUUUUUGUACCAACCAAUGAAGCCAUUCUUGCUGAAUUAAAAAUAUCCAAUUGGGUUUCCAAAGGUGUGAUGCCCCAGAUUCUUCGUUAUCAUAUUAUAUCCUGUACAGGACUGCUGUAUAAUGACCUGACUUCAGAUAAAACUGUCAUCACUCUCCAAGGAGAUCCGCUCAAGGUCACAUUUGUACAGAACACAGUGCUUUUGAAUGGCAAAGCGAAGAUAUUAGCCAGUGAUCUAAUCACCACAAAUGGAGUAAUCCAUAUCAUAGACAAGGUCCUGGUUCCACAGAAGAUUCAAGAGUUUCCUCCUGGACAAUCAAAACCUGUAAAGGAAAACCUCAAAAUUAUUGCAGCAAAAAAUGGGUACAUCAUGUUCUACAACUUGAUAGAAAGUUCAGGACUGAUAAAUCUUAUUACUGAUCCUCUUCAUCAACCAGUCACUUUGUUCUGGCCCACCGACAAAGUGAUCAGAGCUCUGCCAAAGGAACAGCAAGAUGAACUAUUUAAAAUGUCAAACAAAGAGAAACUGCUACAGUACUUGAAAUUCCAUAUUAUUGGGAGUGCUAAGAUUUUAGCGUAUGCCCUCCCUAGCUCAGAUUCACUGAAGACACUUCAAGGUUCAGAUCUUAGUGUGAAAUGUGGUGAUGAUGAAACCAAUACUGGUGAAUUGUUCCUUAAUGAAAGGAAGUGCAAGAUCAUACAAAGGCAAUUAGAAUUUGACGGUGGCAUUGCUUACGGGAUUGACUGCAUCUUAACCGAUCCCAUCUUUGGAGGUCGCUGUGACACUUUUAUCACAUCCGAAUUUCCGGGAGAUUGCAUCAGCUGUUACAGGAAUGCUCAGUGUCCUGAUGGAAGUAAAGUAACGGGAGAGAAGCAGCUGUGUGAAUAUACUAUCGGUCACAGGACCCUGUCAGGCUGUCGGAGGAGCUGCUCUUUGGUAGUGAGAAUACCACAGUGCUGUAAAGGAUUCUUUGGAAAUAAAUGCCAAGCUUGCCCAGGAGGUCCAGAAGCUCCAUGCAAUAACCAUGGGUACUGUGAUGAAGGCUAUGCUGGCACAGGACAAUGUAUUUGUAAUGCUGGCUUCAAUGGGACUUCAUGUGAGCUCUGUCUGUCAGGAAGAUAUGGCUUGGAUUGCAAAACCUGUGAUUGUACAACACAUGGACAGUGUGAUGAAGGAAUUUCUGGGUCAGGACGAUGUUUCUGUGAAACUGGAUGGACUGGACGGCUCUGUGAAAUGGAACUAGCUUCAGCCCCAGUAUGUUCACCCAGCUGUUCUGUUAAUGCAGUGUGUAAAGAUGAUAGUACCUGUCAGUGUAAGCCUUAUUAUACUGGGGAUGGACUCACAUGUACAGCUGAAAAGCUUUGUAAGAAAAGCAACGGUGGAUGUCAUAAGAAUGCAAAAUGUACACAAACUGGUUUGCAAGUCAAUUGUACAUGUCAGAAAGGAUACCAGGGAGAUGGCUACGUCUGCACUGCUAUCAAUCCUUGUACCGACGGACUCAAUGGUGGAUGUCAUGAACACGCUCUCUGUACAAUGACAGGGCCAGAUAAGCGUAAGUGUGAAUGUGAAGAAAACUACAUUGGGGAUGGAAUUGAUUGUGAGGUAAAUCAGCUGCCAGUGGACAGAUGUUUACAGGACAAUGGACAGUGCCAUGCAGAUGCUAUUUGUGCCGACCUCCAUUUCCAGGAUGCUACAGUUGGUGUUUUUCAUGUACGCUCUGCAAAGGGACAGUAUAAAUUGACUUAUGGUGAUGCAAAUAAGACUUGUGCAGAUGAAGGUGCUACAGUAGCUACGUACAAUCAGCUCUUAUACGCUCAGAAAGCCAGAUACCAUCUGUGUGCUGCUGGUUGGCUGGCUAAUGGACGAGUCGCAUAUCCAACAGCUUUCUCUGCACCAAAAUGUGGUGGAGGAGUUGUUGGCAUUGUUGAUUAUGGAAUCAGAGUCAACCUGAGUGAAACCUGGGAUGUUUUCUGUUACAGAGUCAAAGAUGUCAGCUGCGCUUGUAAGACUGGUUACGUGGGAGAUGGAUUUACAUGCAGUGGAAACUUGCUUCAAGUCCUUUUUUCUUUCCCAACAUUUACAAACUUUCUCUCGGAGAUUUUCGCUUACUCAAAUACCUCACGGAAAGGCCAAGAAUUCAUGAAAUACCUCACAGAUCUGUCCAUUAAGGCAACUUUGUUUGUACCAAACAAUGAUGGCUUGAGGAAGAAUGAGACAUUGUCUGGAAGAGACAUUGAGUAUCAUCUAACCAAGAACACCACCUAUUAUGAAGAUUUGGCCAAUGGAACGACCCUCCAAAGCAGAAUAGGGGAAAGGCUGUUAAUUACACACCAGGAAGAAAACCAAGAUCAGAUUUCACUUACAAAAAAGAUGACAACCAAAUAUGUGAAUGGUAAAGCUAUCUGUGAGUGGGACAUUAUUGCUUCCAAUGGGGUCAUCCAUGUCAUUGAAGCAUCACUUAAAGCACCCCCUGCACCUUCUGCUUUCCUACAUCCUGGAGCUGGCACAGGAAUAUUCUUUGCAGUCAUUCUGGUCAUUGGAAUCAUUGCUUUGGCUGGAUAUUCAUACUUCAGAUUUAAGAACAGAACCAUUCACUUCCAACUUUUCAAGGAAAAAGAUGACAUUGAUGUAACUACAUUGGACAAAGCACAAUCUACCAACAUCUCAAAUCCGAAUUAUGAAAGUUCAUCUGCUCCUCCACCAGAUCCUCCUUAUGAUCCAUUUUUGGUUUCCGAUGAGCAGCAGUUGGUGAGCAGUGAUUCCCCCAAUGAUUUCUGAUGUCUUCACUGGGAGAAAUAAUUUUCCUACUGGACAAUGAAGAUACAAGACAACACAUCUGGUUCAGGGAAGGGCCACUGAAGAACACAGAAAAUUCCUAAGGAAACUGAAUGUUGCUUAAUUUCCUUAGAAACUAAUUCUAUCAUUUUAGUUAUACAGAUCCUAAUAUCAAGAUACCAUUUUCCUUGUUUUGCUCUUUUUUCCAUGUGCUCCAGAAGUAACUAAUAUUACAAAACAGCAUUUUAUUUUGUAAAAAAAAUGGGAUAUAGCUAUGCUGUUUGGGUUGCUCCAAACUUGUCAUUAGAGGAAUGACACACAGAUAUUCUGCUCUUUUUUAAAAAAAAAAAAUGUUUUAAAAUGACUUAUUACAUAUUACACAAACAUUACAAUUUCCAGUUUUUUUUAAAAAAAUCACACAGGUAGUCCUCGCUUAACAACCGUUCAUU